AUGUCGGAAGUAUCUGCCGCACCGACGGGCACGGCAGCCCGCAGUGCAUCGAAGAUCGCUGAGCCGAGGUCCAGCGACCUGGAGAAAGGAUCCACUGUCAAGCAGGCAGAUGCAUCUUGCCAGCUGCAUUUUUCCUUCUCCGACUUGAGGAACUGCGGCAUCUCCCUGCACUUCUUCGCCUUGGGCUUUGCGGUGGGGGGGCUGGAUGCCAUCUUCGUGAACGUCCUCGAGGGCUACCUCAAUGUACCAAGUGAGAUCAUGAAAGGUGGGACGAACCUUGCCACCAUGCCGGGCAUCUUCACAGUGUUCAUGGGCAUCCUCAGCGAUGCCCGGCCGGUCUGGGGCUUCCGGAGGCGGCCGUACAUGGCCGGAGGCUUUCUCCUGUCUGCGGCCUGCUUCACCUUCAUGAUGUGUUUGGGUCUCCCCGAACCGUACUUCUGCUUCGUGGAUGGCCGCUACCAGUUCGACCAGCCUCCUUGCAACCCCGAUGCCGUCAACUUCUAUGCGCCGUUGACGGCCUGCCUGUGCCUCGCAACCCUGGGCUCGACGAUCGCCACCGCGGCAGCCCAGGGGCUUGUGGUGGAGUAUGCCCAAGCUGAGCCCGAGGACCGUCGAGGUCGCACGCAGACCCUGCUGCACAUGGUCAGACUGGCGGGGGCUUUCUGCGCCACUGCGGUGGCUGCCUUUGGCUUCAAUGGCCGGAUGUUCACGGGCAGCUUCAACCAGGACUACCAGCUGAGCUACCGGCAGUUCAUUGGCAUCUUCGCAGUGGUCACGAGCAUCGCUGCCGUCGGAAGCCUCUUCUGCGUUCGCGAGGGCCCCGCAGCGCCAGCCUCCAUUCGGGCAUACUGCCGGUCUUCGUGGCAGCUCCUCGAGAGCAAGGCCUUCUGCUCGGUGGCCCUCUUCGUCUUCUUGGCCGAAACCCUCCACGGCUUCUCCACGAGUGCGGGUACCUGGGUAGGGCUUGAGUGGGCCAAAACUGAAGACUUGCAGAGGCAGCUGAGCAAGGUCCUUGGUAUUCUUCUGACUGUUUUUGGUAGCUGGGUGGCUCAGAAAUGGCUUCUCAACGCCAGCUGGCGGAAAAUCCUCUUUGCCACCGUCAUGAUCGCAAACGUCCUCGAUUGCAUCCCCCAGUUCCUGACCAUCUUCGACAUCGUCCGGAAUCAGUACUUCUACCUCGGGGAGCCCCUCACGCAGAAUGUUCCUGAGGCCAUGACGGAGUUAGUCUACAUCUUCAUGGUGAAUGAGCUCGCGGACGAGGGCAACACUGCGCUGGUGAUUGGCUUGGUCCUGACGAUCAAGUCCCUCGGGCAGCCGCUCUCCGUCAUGAUCUCCAACCAGGUUUUCGCGCUCUUCAAACCAGACCUCUACUUGAGGAUCAACUACGUCAAGGACACGCCGGCGUUUCGGUGGACGGUGGCUGCAUCGUUUCUACUGACCUACUGCGUCUCUGUGCUUGGCUUGGUGAUCCUCCCUCUCCUGCCUUCGCAGAAGCAGGAAGCGCAGAAGCGCAAGUUGGAGUGGUCUCACAGGCCCGUGUAUGCCAUCCUCUCCACAGUCGUGCCCCGGCUCAUUGUGGCUUAG
Molecule: messenger RNA, 1584 nt
Organism: Symbiodinium natans
Lineage: Eukaryota; Dinophyceae; Suessiales; Symbiodiniaceae
Source: the annotation of a GenBank genome assembly